Messenger RNA from Eutrema salsugineum, 1253 nucleotides. RefSeq names its product biotin carboxyl carrier protein of acetyl-CoA carboxylase. The transcript has 9 exons. Bases 144 to 989 code for a protein of 281 amino acids. The record is from RefSeq and is a predicted model, not a curated record. Lineage: Eukaryota; Viridiplantae; Streptophyta; Magnoliopsida; Brassicales; Brassicaceae.
ACGGAGUUACCAAAGAAGGCCGCUCAAAAUUAAAUUGGCCAACCGUCAUCUUCUUCAAUCGAAUCUUAGACUAACGAACCCACCCAUUUUCGCGUCAAAUCAAACCAAAAAAAAACUUUCUCCUCUCUACUUCACUUCCUCCAAUGGAGUCUUCUGCAGCUCUCGGAUCUCUCCAUCAGACUUUAGGGUCCGCCAUAAAAUCAGAGAGUAAGGUUCACUCGCUUUCUGGGAACUGGUCUUCCUCUGGUAACUCUUGUGUGCCACGGUGGAGAUUAUUCAACAGGAACAGCAAUUUCACGCUUGUGUUACGUGCAGAGGCCUCUAAAUCUUCGACAACAACCAAAAGCGAUGAUUCAUCUGAUGCUUGUGUGUCUAACGGGAAGAAUACUGUUCGACGGACAACUUUCCCAAAAGAAGUGGAGGCACUGGUUCACGAGAUGUGUGAUGAGACUGAGGUUGCAGUGCUGAAACUUAAGGUUGGAGAUUUCGAGAUGAACCUAAAGCGGAAGAUUGGAGAGACCGCAAACCCUAUUCCCGUGGCUGACAUUUCUCCAACAAUAGCGCCUCCUAUUCCUUCUGAACCCAUGAAUAAAUCUGUUUCUGCUGCUCCUAGCCCAUCUAAAGCAAAACCUGCCUCUGAAAAAGUGUCUCCAUUUAUGAAUGUAUCCUAUCGGAAAUCAUCAAAGUUGUCUGCUUUGGAGGCAUCUGGAACUAACAAUUAUGUUCUAGUCACAUCUCCCUCAGUGGGUAAGUUUCAGAGGAGCAGAACCGUAAAAGGAAAGAAACAACCUCCUAGCUGCAAAGAGGGUGAUGCAAUAAAGGAAGGCCAAGUUAUUGGAUACCUACAUCAGUUAGGAACAGAACUUCCAGUUAAGUCGGAUGUAGCUGGCGAGGUCCUCAAGCUUCUUUCAGAUGAUGGAGACACCGUAGGUUAUGGGGAGCCUCUCGUUGCGGUCUUGCCAUCGUUCCAUGAUAUCAACAUCCAUUGAUGAUUGGUGGUUUCUUGAGCCCCCAAUUCCACAGCAAAUUAAUAAUCAUCUUCUCAUUCCCGAGAGAUUGUACUAUUCAUCUUCUCUUAUCUUUCUUUUGAGGAGAAUGUAGUUCGGUUGAUUGCAAAGACAAAGAGGUUUGAGAAUCUAUUUUGAUUUCAUCAUUUGUAUGGAGAAUGUGAUCAGUUAAUUGCUGAACUUUGGAACGUAAACUUUAUCGGAUUGGGGUUCGUCUUUUAUAUGGAUUUUCACCUCCAGAAAAAA